Molecule: messenger RNA, 9857 nt
Organism: Chiloscyllium plagiosum (whitespotted bambooshark)
Lineage: Eukaryota; Metazoa; Chordata; Chondrichthyes; Orectolobiformes; Hemiscylliidae
Gene: patz1
Product: POZ/BTB and AT hook containing zinc finger 1
Biological process (GO): regulation of transcription by RNA polymerase II
Cellular component (GO): nucleus
Molecular function (GO): DNA-binding transcription factor activity, RNA polymerase II-specific; protein binding
Source: RefSeq, a predicted model, not a curated record
GAGGGGGAUGGUGUACAACAGAAGGUAACUAUCUGGGUGGGGGUUGUCAUUGGGGUGAUGGGUAUUGAUCCUGACUGUGAUCUGAAGCAAUGCGGGAUGGUCUGGGGGCAGCGGGAGGAUGAGUAUUUGUGCUGCCAGGAUGGGGGAUGGGGGUGGUGCGUGUCCGGCUGGGAGGUGGGGGUGGGGGGGUUCCUGCCCGAGUGUGGGGGGGGGGGGGAGGGGUCGCCGCCAGCGGAAGCGCCCGCGCUGCCAUGUUGUUUGGAGGCGGCUCCGGAUGGUGGGGGCCCGGGCUCGGAGGUGAAACAAAAGCAGCGGAAGGAUCUCCCCCCCAUCCCUCCGCGGCCCACGCUCAGGCUCCGGCCUAAAGCCAUCCCUCAAGCCCGGCUGUCGGUGUGGCUUCAGCAUCGGGCUCCCAGAGUCAAGCGAGGCGGGGAGCGUGCUGCUUUCUAAAUACAAAAUAUCUGGAGUGCUUUUAGUAUUUAUUUCUCUUGGGGAGAGGGGGGGUGGAGGUGGAGUUUUCUUUUAUCCUGUUUGUCGCUGAGUGAGUGAGUGAGUGAGCGAGCAGGCGGGCGGGCUGCCAUGGAAAGAGCUGCCGAGCAGGCCUGGAACAGCUACACCUACCAGGUGAGCCAACACAGUGCCGACAUGUUGAAGAAACUCAACGGCCAGAGGAAGAACGGCGGCCGCUUCUGCGAUGUGGUGCUGCGGGUCGGCGACGAGAGCUUCCCGGCUCACAAGGCCGUGCUGGCCGCCUGCAGCGACUACUUUGAGUCAGUGUUCGGGUCGGCGGCGGCGGACGAGGCGGCGGGCCGCGAGCUGGAGAUGCACACCAUCAGCGCCAAGGUCUUCAGGGACAUCCUGGACUUCGCCUACACCUCCCGCAUCGUGGUCAGGCUGGAGAGCUUCCCCGAGCUCAUGACAGCUGCCAAGUUCUUGCUGAUGAGGUCCAUCAUCGAGAUCUGCCAGGAGGUCAUCAAACAGUCCAACGUCCAGAUCAUGGUGCCCCCAGCCCGAGGCGAUAUGAUGCUCUUUCGCCCCGCAGCUAAUGUGGACUUCGGCUUUACCCUCGAUCUUGCCGCUGCUACUUGUGCCAAUGGGACCUUUGUGGGUGAGAAUGGACACCUACUGGGGGCUGGUGAGGUCAAGGUGGGCAGCCCUGGUGCCCCUGCAGUUAGCCUGCCCUCCUUGCCUGGCUCACUGCCUGCUGUGGAUGGUUUGGUGACUUCACCUGCUGCGCCUACACUUGUGGCUGGUCAGUUCCAGGCCCCAGUGAACUCAGUGUGCACCGAUCAUGCCAAGGUUAAGAGGGGACGUGGGCGGCCUCGGAAAUCCUCCUUGCUGGAUCUGCCAUUGCUGACAGCCCCUUUGGCCAUGAGAGAUGAGGGUUUUUACCCCUGCAGCUUUUGUGGGAAAGUCUUCAAGAAUGCAAAUCGCCUGUUGCUCCACGAGGCUCAACAUACUGGGCUGAGUGUGGAGCUGGCGUCGGGGGAAAAUCAACUUCCAGGACUCAGUGAUGGUCUGCUGGCAUCUUCGAGUGGCCUCGAUCUUCCUCGUAAAAGAGGGAGAAUGCGGAAAAAUGUGGCCUGUGAGCUUUGUGGCAAAGCUUUCAGGGACGUUUACCACUUGAAUCGGCACAAACUGUCGCAUUCAGGGGAGAAGCCAUUUGAAUGUCCUAUCUGCCACCAGCGAUUCAAGCGAAAGGACCGGAUGACUUAUCACAUUCGAUCUCAUGAUGGAGCUGUGGGCAAACCUUACAUUUGCAUCAGCUGUGGAAAGGGCUUUUCCAGACCGGAUCACUUGAAUGGCCAUAUUAAGCAGGUUCACACUGCAGAGAGACCCUUUAAAUGUCAGACCUGCGAAGCUUCCUUUGCGACCAAAGACCGCCUGCGUUCGCAUUUGACAUGCCAUGAGGAAAAAGUCCCCUGUCAAGUGUGUGGGAAAUAUCUACGUGCAGCUUAUAUGACUGAUCAUGUCAAAAAGCAUAAUGAAGGACCAAAUAACAUCUGCAACAUCUGUAACAAAGGUUUUUCUACUGCUUCCUACUUAAGGGUCCAUAUUAAAACCCACCAUGGUGUCCCUCUGCCCAACUCGCACACCUCUGACCCUUGUGAAAGGCGAUGCAAGCCCCAGCCUCAGAUCACGAUUCACAAGCAAACACAGAGCGGGGAGAUGGCUUUUCACUUUGACAGAACACGCUCGUUACAAGAUGGUGAGAUGGAUGGAUUGAAAUGUCAGCAUCAGGACUCACAGGACAACUCUGACUCAUUUGGAGAUCUCUCUGACAUCAGUGACCUUAAGUCUCCUUUGAAACAUGACCAGGAUGAGUCUUUUCAAUGUGACCUCAACAAUGGAAAAGUUAAAAUGGAAGCCAAUGCCGAGCAGUAUGCUGAACCGAAGAAGUACAACUGCCCGGACUGCGGCUCAGUAUUUAAAUCCAAGUCCUAUCUGAACAAGCAUAUGCUGAAGGUCCAUGUCAAGCCCACUGCUGGUGCACUGGCUGACUUGCCCACUGGCCUAAGCUCACCCUUUUCACCCCAGCAAAACAUGUCUCUCUUGGAGUCUUUUGGGUUUCAGAUUGUACAGAAUGCAUUUGGCUCUUCUUUAGCUGAUCCUGAUCCUGGCCCAGAGCCUGAACCAAGCACUGAGGACUCUGCUGAGCAGAAGUGAGGUCUCAUCCAGGAAUAGCUUCUCAAAGUACAAAAGAUGGUCGGCUUCCAAGUAAUGGCAGUACUUAGAUUGUCCAAAUUUCUUUUUAAAAAUGACAUAGAAAACAGAACAAUGGGUGCUGGAUCUGUAACCAGCCUGGCCAUCAGACUUGGUGUUCUCCAGGACAUUUUCUUGGGUUGAAGACAGUUCGUUACCCUUUCAUAUAGAAGGUGUCAAUUGCCCACAAGUUGGAUGUAGCAGGUGUAUUUGUAGCACUCUCAGUGUGCGAAUUGGGGGUUAUCUCCAGCAGCUAAUUAUUUCCAAAGAACUGCUUUCAUAGAUGGUUGCAGUGUGUCCUUUUGGCAGACAUAACUCAUGCCAGCUAACAUGUCUGCACAAUUAAAUUAAUAAUUGGUAGGGCAGACUCGAGAGACCAAAUGGCUCACUCCUGCUCCUGUUUCUUAUGUUCUUAUGUUUUAAAAUUCUAAAAGUAUACACUAAAAAGUCAUUUAACUUCGAAAACUACAGUAUGGAAUGGCUGAGAUACAGGUGUUAAGAUCAGUUUAGUCCAAAUAUUAAGAUAUAACUCCAAAACCCAAAAAGGAACAGUUCUCUCACAACACAGUGAUUGUUGUUGGGUGCCUUCUUUAAAUAUUAACGCAAGUCAUAGAACUGUUGAGUGCUUUUGUGAAUAGAAGUGGCUAUUUGAGUCACCCAUGUGCUAGUCUGGAUGAUGAGGGAUAGUACGUUAACAUCUUAAAGGGUACUACCAAGCACUAAAUUGCUGACCGCAAUGCAUGUGUUUGCAUCAAAUACUGCUGUUUGGUACUUGUAACUAAAUUGUAAAAAACAGAAACAGAUGUUAUGAUUUCAGUACAGGAAUUAUUUGUAAACAUACCUACAAGUGCACGCACACAAUGAUGAGAGAAAAUUCCAGUUAACCUUUAGAGCAGAGCGCGCGGUCAAUUUUCAAAGUGAAUUCUACCUGCAGUCAUUAGCUGCUGAUGGAGAGAAAACCCACAUCCCUUUAUCAGCAUUUACCCUUAUUCAAGGCCCUAAUUUUUGGAAAGUUGAAUCAUAUGUUUUAAGGCUUGUGUGCUUUUUUCCCCACUAAUGCACAUGCACAUGCAAAAAUCCUUCCAUCUAAUCUAAUUUUUUAAUGGAAACUGUGUUGUAAGUUGCUAAAGAUGUAUCACUUUGCUGGGCAUUUUAACCAUUCGUUUUGUCUCCUUUGGCACCAAAUGCAGGCAGGCUUUCAGCUCUUCAGAGCAAUGAAUAACUGCACACAACAUUGGGAUGAAAGCAUUCUCUUGCCAAAUUUAUAUUGAGGAGAUUAACUUUUUGUUUUAAAAUAGAAAAAGGAACCUGUGAUAGGAGCUAGAGAUUAACAAAGUUUUGUGCACAUAUUAUGUGAAACUUAAAGUUUGUUUUUGAAGGCUUCAAGGUAGAAUGAAAACAGAUGGAACAGUAAAAAGGCUUUUCUUGUACAGGUCAAGUCUUUGGAGUCCAAAGGGACAACUGCACCAGAUCUUCAGUUAGUUAAUGGACUGUCACAUGGGGUUCUUGAUUUUUAUUCAUGUUUAUUUAUCAACUAGGAAUGGAGUUGAAGUUAAGCAAUUUGAUUUUAUUAAUAUUGUAAUGUCUUUGGUACUAAUGCCUUUGGUAAAAUUAGAGAGAAAUAGUCUUCAUACAAUUGAUGAUGAUGUUCCAAAAUCCGUAUAAUGUGAUUUCCACCUGAAGUGCGCAUUUAAAAAAAAACGAAGGUGAUUAUGCUUUGAAACUGCAGUUUGAUCAGCAUAGCAGAAGCUAUAAGAAAAGAAUGGUCAGUACUUAACAGAAUUAACUAGAGUGAGAUUAACCAUUAUCUUUACAAUAAAACGAUAGUAAACGCAGAUUAGCGUUCAGAUCUUGCCUGACCCGAAAUGAAACUGAAAUUGCAUUUUCUGUGAAUGGUAUAGUUGUAAUACAGUCAGUUCUUUAUAACACAUUGGUUGCUUUCUGGUGCAACCCUGCAUUAUAGAAAAAUUGUGCUUUAAAAAUGGCUCUUAAAGUAUUGGUGCUGUAAUCAUGUUACAGCCAACACGUGUUUUAAAACGUUGUGUUGUAAAAACAGCAUCCACAAUUAGUCGUGUCACAGCGAAUUCACAUUGACAAAACACGUUAUGACAGAAUGUCCUAUAUCAAAAUUAUUACUGCAGUCAGAAUGGGUAAUUUUGAAUCUAGGAGUUGCCUGUCAGGUGUAGGUGGUUGAGUGUUGCUGUACACUCAUGGCAAACUAAGAGGUGGCAGUGCAGUAGUCAAGUAACUUGUCUGAGAAAGUGGAUAAAUAGCCUUAAUUUCUGCUAAUUAUGCUGAUGUUCAGUCAUAUUGUCACUGUUUUUUUGACAUAGCUUAGCACCUGAAAGGAACAAUUGGGUCAUAGCAAUGUGGAGAUGGGCGAGCGAGAGAAAGAGAAGAAAAAACAUUUUUAUUUUAAUACUCUUUACAAUUCUAUUUCAGUAAUCAAAACCAGCGUUUUAAACUAAACCUAUGUUUGGGUCAAUGGCAUGCUUGAGGUGCCUGUUGAGCUUUGAUGUAGGAGACCACAUCAAUUUUGAAAGGAUCUAGGCCUGUGUAAUUUUCCAUCCAACAGCAGGAUCAGUUUCUUAUCCUUUUCAUUUGAGUUUGAAUGGGACGAAAAGUUUGUCAUGGUUAGUCCCACAUUAAAUUUAAUAUUAUGGAUACUUUGAGGGAUGUCAUAAUUUAUGUUUUGUCUUGUUUUAUAUAUGUAUAUCUAUAUAUUUGUAUAUUUGGUGAGGUUUUGUACUAGGAAAUAAGACACUUUACCACUUCGGUGACAUGCUAAUUUGGCACACUUGCUCAGGUCAGGUCUGGCACAGACCACAUGCUGCCACAAAGUGUAUCAAAAACAAACUUUUCUAUUUCCAUGUCAACUAUUUUUACAGAUUCUCUGAGUUGUGUUAUUAACUUGUAAUUCAGAGGCAUUCUACAGUAACUGGUUGAAUAUGGUGCUGAAUUCCCUUUCAUUUACUGCCGUUAUUGUAGGGCCAGCAAUCUUUUUAUUGCAUCUGUUUGGAACAUGUUAAAGGAGGCUGGAAGAACACAGCAAGCCAAUAGGUCGACUUCUCCACCUCCUGAUGCUGCCUAGCUUGCUGUAUUCUUCCAGCUUCUUGCCUGUCUACUUUAGAUUCCAGCAUCUAGUGGCUGCCUGAAUACUAGCAGCUAACUAGCAACAGGGAAGACACGUACUUGUAGUUGAGAUCAAGCAGAAAGGACAGGAGAACAAACAAACAAACAGUUUCUGUAAAGCUGCAGUGAGAUCCAGCUGUCCUCGUUGCUGUUGAUAUUUGCAGGUUCUCAGUAACUUUGGAGCUAGAACAUGGGCAUGGAGAGAAAUUUCUAUAUUUACAUUAGUUUUGGGUUGGCCUCUGCAAAAACAACCCGUCUUUUUUGACUCUAACCAGGAACAUUUUGAAGCCAGGUCUCUUGUGCUAGAUAUAGACUAUGUGUACACUACUGACUUUUUUCCUUCCUUGUCUCAAAAUCCAGAAGUUUGUGCUGAUUAUUAGCAAAAUGCUCUUCAUUGCUAAUGAAUGAAAGAUACUCUGAUAAACCCAAAAAUAUUUCCCAAUAAAUGUCCUAUUUAGGUUAAGAUUUCUGUCGGCUUGAUUACAUUUAAAAGGCUGACUUAAGUGCUUUGUUCUGUUUGAGUUUCCACCAAGUCUGAAUGUUAUUGCUUUGACCCUUAGAUACUACCUAUGUGCAUCGUGCAUAGAGUAGUUGGAGCCAGAUUGUAGUAUGGAUGUUGUGGGUCCCUCAUGAUGAACUCUGAGCUGGUAUGGAAAAAUUGGCCUCUGGUUCCUGUUCUUAAUGACUUUGUCAGUGACGUUUCCUUGAGGUAUGUACAGAAGUUGAGUAUUUAUGUUAAGUUAGACUAUGCUCUUCUUUGAAGCCCCAGAAGGUACCCCAACAAUACUGAUCCUGAAUUCUAUGCAAUGACUCUUCCAGAAAUUGCUAAUGGACUGAUCAAGUGCAGACAGAAUUGGGAUUGGCUUCAUUUGUUGCACUGCCCAUUUGGAGCUUGAUAGCCAUUCAUUGUUUACGUUUGCAUACUGAGAUAGCAAGGGACAUGAGGCUGCCCUGCAGCAGUUGAACUGUGUCCAACAAGAUCGGUGUCUUUCAUAAGGUAAGGUGAGUAUUGACACGUAGAUAAACUGCAACUCUUACGAGGACUGCAUAAAACACAGAAAUGGAAGUGUUUAAAAUCUGUAAUCCAACCUGUUCUGAGAUUAGCAGGAAUCGAAGCUGCACAGAUUUAAUUUGUAUGAACAUAUUUAGUUUCUGAGAAAUAGUGAUUUGUGGAAAUGAGAACCUCUAAACAGAAGAUGUAUUUUUUAAAAAAAUCAAACUGCCAUUCUGGAAAAAAAAGUUACUGUAGAGAUAAGCUACUGGUGGAAGCUUGUUAUUAGAAUGGAUUAAUUUGAGUUGGGAAUUAAUCUUGGGGAGGUUUAUUUGAUUUGUGUUCAAACUGCAAGAUGGCAACUUGCAAAAUUUUCAAUUGUGGAUAACAAGUUUUAGAAUGAAAGGUCCUUUACUUGGCUAGGCGAGGAAUGAACCCCACUGUGGGAAGGAGAUUUGAGAUGGGUAUAUGUUACAUCUUUAAAGUGUAUUCUUUCAAAUUAAUCAACUUCUCUUUCAAGUUUUUCUCCCUUGCUCAAAGCAAGUAAUUUGCCUUUGAGCAGAUGCCAUGUCUGUGACAAAGCAUUUAAUGGCAGGCACAAAUUGCUUAGAACAUUAGAGUCUGGGCAAAUGUAACAUAAAAGAGUUGGGUACUGUUUCUUAAAGUUGCUAUAACCUGAAUUGGGUGAAUUGCUGAGUUUUACUACUGCUAGGAUUGUUGGAUCAACAGGGUGAAAUGUUGGGUGCUGAAGAGACUUGAAAAGUUUUUUUUUCACAGGAUUGCUGUCCUUUUUGAUAUCUGUUGAGUGCUUUAUAACAGUGUGGAGUUUUCUUUUAAGCAAAUAUUUUUAUUCUGAAUUUCCCUUAAGUCUGCAAAGUGAUGUGAUUUUCACAGUGAGAAAUACUCGUGCGGUGCAUGUUUGUCAAUAUUCCUCAAGAAGAAAUAAUGAAAUUACAAGUAAAUAAAGAAAUAAUCGUAGGCAGGAACUUAAGUGACCCCAUUUCUUCCCCCCAAUAAUGUUAAAAACCAACAGUAUUUUCUAAGGAUGUUUGUUUUAAUUGCUAUGCAUUCAUGAGAUGUGAGCAUUGCUGGCUAGCCAUCAUUCUAUACCCAUCCUUAAUUGCCGUUGAAAGGGUGGUGGUGAGCUAUCUUCUUGAACUGCUGCAGUCCAUGUGGUGGAGAGACACCUAAAAUGUUGUUGGGGGGGGGGGGGAUGUUCCAGGGUAUUGAUCCAGCAGCUAUAAAAAAUAAUGAUAAUAGUUCCAUAACCUAUUAAAUAGUAUGAAGAAAAGGAAGAGAAUUGGGAUUAAACUGGGGUCAUGACUGAUCUCUGUGGUUUAAUUCUACUUCUCAUUUCUGAGUUGGUGGGUAAUAGUCACUGCAUAGAGACAAUAUUUUGGGUUUCGGAGGGACAUCUGAAAAGUAAUUUGCAAGGAUGAAUACUGUAGAUUCUCUCCAUUGAUAGAAAUUGGUCUUCAUGUUAGACAGGAUGUGAGUAGGUGGGGUCAAAAGUUGGGAAGGAGAUUGCAUGAUGUGUUGGAUAACUUCAGGUCAAUUUGCUUUCACUGUCUGAAAUGUUGACUUCUGUUGCAAUUGGCAGAACUGUUUUGGGUAAAAACAAAGCGCUCCUGUGCACUGUCUGUAGAGCAAAAUACAAGACCCAUAUUACAGAAGUGUAUAAUGUUGGAGAUGGGCUGUUUAGACCUAGACAUUUCCUUAUGGGAAUAGGACAGUUUUUGAAAAAAAAAUUGGAUAUGGUAAACACACACACACCACCAAAGUAUAUCCUUCUCUUUUUAAAUUCGACUAUUGAGGCAGAUGCUCCCAAAAUAAUGGGUGGGUCAUCCUGUAUUCUAUUCAGAUUUGUACAAGCUUGACUGUAAGAAGUUCCUGCGACUGCAGUCAAACAAUUCAUUUCUCCCUGUGUAUAUAGAUAGUUUGUCCUUUAAUGUAUCUGUGCUAUUUGUCUCUGCUACAAAGUCACAAGUUGCAAGUUUUAGCCAGUAUCUGGACAAGAAUAUUUAUCUGCCAGUUAGUACUGCUGAUGAAAAAGCAGUUGCUAUGCACAGUGGACAUCAGCCGGAGUCCAGUGGCUAGAGCUUUCCGCUUGCGUGAGAGGGAGUUCCACUCCAGAGAUUUGAAUUCUGUCUUGAGGGAGUUCUGCUGUCUCAGCUGGUUGCCUUUCAACUGACUUGGGAAUUUGACUGCUCUCUGAGGCAGAUGCAGAGAUCCUAUGUUUGGGGUGAGGAAUGGGAAAUGGUCUUUGGUAUCCUAGUUAAUGUUUAAUCAACAUUGUUGAAAACAAUUCAAUCUUCUCCAGAAUGUAUUUGUGGGCCUUGCUUUGUGCAAAAUGACUAUCUAAUUUCCCACUUUAAAACAUUUCAGAAGCAUUUCAUUAGCUACAGAGUGCUCUGGAACAUCCUGAUAUUAUUCAACACUAUAUAAAUGAAGAUCUUUCUUUCAAUCCUACAAUCCCAAUUCAUUUGUAUGUUCCCUAAGAAACCAGUGGCCAAAACAUCCCAGGGUGAAACAGCUGCUAAGUUAACUGAUGGCUUCGUUGUUAAGGACACCACCCAGUUCUGCAUUGAGCUGCACAGGUUUGUGUUUAAUUAUUGUUCAGUAUUGAAUUAGUUUUAGUAUCCUGAUGUAUGGAGGAUCAAGAAAGUAAGUUCCAUUUGUGAUUGCAACUAGAAAUUGCUUGUGUAAAAACAUAGAUGAGGUAGGAAUGUCUACCUUUUCUGUGGCUGCAAGCUGACACUUAUUGUCAAGAUUUAAUUAUGAAGACUGACAAUUUAAGCAAGGUCCAAGAGGGCUGUAGGUGCCCUUAAAAAUUUGGGGAAUGGGGGAACGGAGGUAUUGAAUCACAUUUCUUUUCUCCCUCAUUUUGUGUUAAAACCUUUGUAAAAGGAUCAGACAAUGAGCUGGUGUCAAGUGGACAAGAUAUAGUCAGCUCAACGCUGCAGUGAAGCAGAAAGCCACUGAAAUGAAUCUCGGUUGCUCUGAAUUGCCAUCUAGUGGCUGUCUGAAUACU